AGCUCUUCAACUCAUAAAUAUGGUAGAUUUGAUAAAACACAUGCUUCAACAACAGAAACUUCAACUGGUACUCAUAAAGAUGGUAGAUUUAACAAAACCCAUCAAUCUUCAAGGGAAACUUCAAGUGGUACCCAUAAAGCUGGUAGAUUUAACAAAACCCAUCAAUCUUCAAGUGAAACUUCAACCGGUACCCAUAAAGCUGGUAGAUUUAACAAAACUCAUCCAUCUUCAAGUGAAACUUCAACAGGUACCCAUAAAGCUGGUAGAUUUGAUAAAACUCAUCAAUCAUCAUCAUCAUCCUCAACUGGUACCCAUAAAGCUGGUAGAUUUGAUAAAACCCAU
This is a messenger RNA of Hansenula anomala, 342 nucleotides long. RefSeq lists its product as uncharacterized. The record is from RefSeq and is a predicted model, not a curated record. The annotation marks the transcript as partial. Lineage: Eukaryota; Fungi; Ascomycota; Saccharomycetes; Phaffomycetales; Wickerhamomycetaceae. The transcript has a single exon.